Messenger RNA from Oreochromis aureus, 3006 nucleotides. RefSeq names its product tripartite motif-containing protein 16-like. Gene Ontology annotation, molecular function: zinc ion binding; protein binding. The transcript has a single exon. The record is from RefSeq and is a predicted model, not a curated record. NCBI's taxonomy places the organism in Eukaryota, Metazoa, Chordata, Actinopteri, Cichliformes, Cichlidae. The coding region runs from base 284 to 1954 and encodes 556 amino acids.
GUAUCGCUCUCAAGCUGCUCCUCUUCCUGGAGUGAAGCACAGCCUGAUAACCCUCCCUCUUCUUCCUGCUCUUAAACACAGCACCUCCUCUCUGUCCACGUGUUUCCUCGUUCCCUCCCCUUCAGAUCUACACUUUGAACAUGGGUGUAACCAACAUGUGGUGACGUGUAAGAGCUGACAGGCUCCAUUCACUGCAGAAACACAUGUUGUUGAGAUCAGAGCUCAGACUGGUUUCAGUUAUAAGGAAGAGAAACUCACACAGUCACUGACACUGAGAGGAGAAAUGGCACAGAAAGGAGUUCAGCUGGACCGAGAAACCUUCUCUUGUUCCAUCUGUUUGGAUCUACUGAAGGAUCCGGUGGCUAUUCCCUGUGGACACAGCUACUGCAUGAACUGUAUUAAAGGUUUCUGGGAUGAAGAGGACAGGAAGGGAAUCCACAGCUGCCCUCAGUGCAGGAAGACUUUCACACCGAGGCCUGUCCUGGAGAAAAACAUCAUGUUAGCAGGUUUAGUGGAGCAGCUGAAGAAGACUGGACUCCAAGCUGCUCCAGCUGAUCACUGCUAUGCUGGACCUGAAGAUGUGGCCUGUGAUGUCUGCACUGGGAGGAAGCUGAAAGCCAUCAAGUCCUGUUUAGUCUGUUUAAUUUCUUACUGUGAGAAACACCUCCAACCUCACUGUGAUGUAGUUCAGUUUAAGAAACACAACCUGGUGGCCCCCUCCAAGAAGCUCCAGGAGAACAUCUGCUCUCGUCAUGAUGAGGUGAUGAAGAUUUUCUGUCGUACUGAUCAGCAGAGUAUCUGUUAUCUCUGCACAAUGGAUGAACAUAAAGGCCAUGAAACAGUCCCAGCUGCAGCAGAAAGGACUGAGAAGCAGAAGGAGCUCGAGGUGAGACGACUAAACAUCCAGCAGAGAAUCCAGGAGCGAGAGAAAGAUGUGAAGCUGCUUCAACAGGAGGUGGAGGCCAUCAAUGGCUCUGCUGAUAAAGCAGUGGAGGACAGUGAGAAGAUGUUCACUGAGCUGAUCCGUCUCAUCCAGAAAAGAAGCUCUGAUGUGAAGCAGCAGGUCAGAUCCCAGCAGGAAACUGAAGUGAGUCGAGUCAAAGAGCUUCAGGAGAAGCUGGAGCAGGAGAUCGCUGAGCUGAAGAGGAAAGACGGCGAGCUGGAGCAGCUCUCACACACAGAGGAUCACAACCAGUUUCUACACAACUACCCCUCACUGUCAGCCCUCAGUGAGUCUACACACUCAUCCAGCAUCAAUAUUCGUCCUCUGAGCUACUUUGAGGAUGUGACAGCAGCUGUGUCAGAGACCAGAGAUAAACUACAGGACAUUCUGAGAGAGGAAUGGACAAACAUCUCACUGACAGUCACUGAAGUGGAUGUUUUACUGUCACCAGAGCGAAAGACCAGAGCUGGAUUCUUAAAAUAUUCACAUGAAAUCACACUGGAUCCAAACACAGCAAACACACAUCUGUUAUUAUCUGAUGGGAACAGAAAAGUAACAUUAAUGAAACAACAACAGUCUUAUUCUGAUCAUCCAGACAGAUUCACUGGAAGGUAUCAGGUCCUGAGUAGAGAGAGUCUGACUGGAUGUUGUUACUGGGAGGUGGAGUGGAGCGGGGUCAACGCUUGUGUAGCAGUUACAUACAAGAAUAUCAGCAGAACAGGGAAGGGCAGUGAAUGUGGAUUUGGAAAUACUGACAUAUCGUGGGCAUUAUAUUGGUACGUAAAAAGUUUUACAUUUUGGCACAACAAUGUCCGAACUGACCUCUCAGGUCCUCGGUCCUCCAGAGUAGGAGUGUACCUGGAUCACAGAGCAGGUAUUCUGUCUUUCUACAGCGUCUCUGAAACCAUGACUCUCCUCCACAGAGUCCAGACCACAUUCACUCAGCCGCUCUAUGCUGGACUUUGGCUUUGGAAAGAUGGAGACACUGCAGAGUUGAUUAAAGUCAAAUAGAGAAGACAGGUUCAUGUUGAUCCCUGACCAUUAUAUGUACUUGUGUAGUUUCUAAAUGAGGCUUUACAUUUUAGAAGCUGAGAAGUUCAGUGGUCCAUUGAUGUGUGAAAAUAAUAUUGCACUGAUUCAAACUGUACUUACAUUUAUAUACCUUACAUCAAUAUAAAUCUGAAUUUGUUCUUAUGGCUGAUAAUCAUGUGAGUUUAAAUGAUACUACUCUUCAUAUUCAGCAUGUUUGAAAUCUGUCAUCAGUCUGGUUAGUGGUUUUAUUCUGUAGUUGCUGUAGUGGGUUGUCAAAUGCAACAAUAUACUGGAGCUGCAGUGAUUCAUCAGUAGUGUAGGGACUAAUGCGUUACAGUAACUACGUUAUUAUUGUGGUAACGAGCACGGUAACUAGUUAUUAUGCCAAAAGGGCAGGGCAGCUGUGGCUACAAUGUAGCUUGCCAUCACCAGUGUGUGAAUGUGUGUGUGAAUAGGUGGAUGACUGAAUGUAGUGUAAAGCGCUUUGGGGUCCAUAGGGACUAAGUGAAGCGCUAAAGAAAUACAGGCCAGGCCAAAUACAGGCCAAAAUCAGGAAUACGUUAAUCAUUACUGGGAUUUAGAUGGGUCGUUAUUCGUUACUUUGUGUGUUGCGUUCGACUUACCUCGGAAAUCGGAACACAGACCUGGGAAUAAUAUCACACUUGAGUAAACGGUGUUCUGGUUAGCCUCGUCAGAGAAGUCGGGAUUCCAAUAUGGCAAUGCCUUACAAAAACAAAUUACUACUAAACACAUAUGCAGCCAUAGCUGGACUCGGUGCGCCGUUAGCGAUUUUUCUUUUUUAUGGGCCGAUGUUUUUUUUGUUUUGUUUUUUCCCCGUAACAGUAUAAACAAUGAAAGGUGGUGGAUUGGCCAGAUGCUGGGAGAUGUGUAAAGCUAACUCAAUUGUUCUAUACUGCUGGGCGGGUGGUGUGAUGUUACUAAUAGUGAACUUUAUUUUAUUCAUAAGGUUAGUUAGUAGAGUUGCCAACCAUCCCGUAAAAAACGGAGUCAUCCCGCAUUCAGAGAAAAUA